Rotaria sp. Silwood2 is the source of this 759-nucleotide messenger RNA. NCBI's taxonomy places the organism in Eukaryota, Metazoa, Rotifera, Eurotatoria, Philodinida, Philodinidae. The record is from the annotation of a GenBank genome assembly.
AUGUCAAGAGAAAAACGUCACAAAAAGAAGCAUCACCAUGGUACAACAAAUGAGAAUGAACAGGCAAAAAGCCAAUUAUUCAGUAAAGCAGAUGCUAAAUCUGUCGAAGUCUCCGAUUAUACAAUGGGUCAUGGAGCACCUCAAACUACUCAAUUAAUGCAAGAACGUACAAUGCCGACAGGUGUUGUUGAUAUUGACGAAUCUGUACAACUUCCUGAACCAUCUUCGAAAUCUCAUCAUCGACAUCAUCACUCAAAACUAAAUACGGUCCUUCAACCUAGUGAAAAUCAUUACAAAGAACAUGUUCAUUUACCACCGAUUAGUGAUCGUUCUCAUCAUCAUCAUAAUCAUCAUCAUCUUCCUGUAUAUCUUCAUCCAUCACCUGAUUAUCAUCAUUUUGAACAUUUGUCUCAUUCUAAUUCAGUUGAUCAUGAACACAAGUCAUCUCAUCAUCACCAUCAUCAACAUAAACAUCAUCAUCGACAUCAUCAUCAUAAGCAUGAUAAAGAAGUCGCAACAUAUGAUUCUCGUUGGUGGUAUAUGCCAGUCAAUUCAGUUCAUGCACCGAAACCAUGGCGACCUCCUGAAUAUCAUUAUGCAGCACCAAAAUGGUACGAAUCACCUAGCAAAGAGAGUGGAAUAUCGAUUGAUAGUCAAGAAUCAAUAUUACCUUCUCGAAAAUAUAUUGACUGCCGAUGUGGAGUAUGUAAGCCACCGAAAGAUACGCCUCGUGGUAUUAAAUGGGUUGGCAAUGAAUAA